This is a messenger RNA of Bicyclus anynana (squinting bush brown), 5990 nucleotides long. It is a transcript of the gene Cdc42, whose product is annotated as cdc42 homolog. Lineage: Eukaryota; Metazoa; Arthropoda; Insecta; Lepidoptera; Nymphalidae. The transcript has 5 exons. Gene Ontology annotation, molecular function: GTPase activity; GTP binding. Gene Ontology annotation, biological process: small GTPase-mediated signal transduction. The record is from RefSeq and is a predicted model, not a curated record. Bases 268 to 843 code for a protein of 191 amino acids.
AAUCGCAGGGCUGCUAUUAGAAAAAAGUUAAUGGGUCAAUGGGAUCAAUGGCGUCACCGCUAAGGACCCAGCCCGUCGCAUAGAAUUUGUAGAUUUUAAAAGUUUUAGCCAUUUUAAUACGAUUUUCAGUUCUAUUUUGAUAUAUUGUGAUUAAACGUACACAAUCAUAGUGCUAUGAAAAUUGGUCCCUGAUAAUUUCAAAAGCAGAAAGUCCACAUUUAAAGAACUCUUUGAUUGAUUAAAAGAAAAUUGCAUUCAAAUUACAAAAUGCAGACUAUAAAAUGUGUGGUUGUCGGCGAUGGAGCUGUGGGUAAAACCUGCUUGCUCAUCAGUUACACUACUAAUAAGUUUCCAUCUGAGUAUGUGCCCACUGUCUUCGACAACUAUGCAGUGACUGUCAUGAUUGGAGGUGAACCCUACACCCUGGGACUCUUUGAUACUGCAGGUCAGGAGGAUUAUGACAGACUGAGACCCUUAAGUUAUCCACAAACAGAUGUUUUCCUUGUGUGCUUCAGUGUGGUGAGCCCCAGUUCAUUUGAAAAUGUCAAGGAAAAGUGGGUUCCAGAGAUUACUCAUCAUCAACAAAAGACACCAUUCCUACUUGUGGGCACACAGAUAGAUUUACGAGAUGAUCCAGCGACAAUGGAGAAGUUAGCAAAGAUUAAACAGAAGCCUGUCUCUCUAGAACAAGGCGAGAAACUUGCGAAGGAGUUGAAAGCUGUCAAAUAUGUUGAGUGUUCAGCUCUUACUCAGAAAGGGCUUAAGAAUGUUUUUGAUGAAGCAAUCCUCGCAGCUUUGGAACCUCCAGAGCCUGUCAAGAGAAGGAAAUGUGUUUUGCUGUAAAGUGGAGUAAGUAAUUCAUCAUGUCUGGCAUACUGCUGAGCGAGGCUGGCGAUCGUGUGACCCAUAUAAGCCACCAUUUAUGAAAUUCACCUUAUUUUUAUAAUAGUUAAUAUUGAUAAUACGAUGAAUAUGCCAUGUUUAAUAAAAUGGCAAACUGUAAAAGUAUGCCUUUUGCUACUGCUUAUUAUUUGGGCCAUCAAUAUUUUCAGUAUAUUAUUACUAACAUUUAAUAACUUUCCUGCAAUGUCAAAAGUGGCAAAGAAACAGCAUUUUCAUUCAAACAUGAAUCAUAUACAAAUAGGACUAUCUUCUUCAAGUUCUUCAACACCUAGCAGUGCAUAGUACUGAAACAAACUUUUUCCAGUCAGAUCUAUAGUGGACUGCAUUGUUGAGCAUCCAGGACAGACAGACAACAGCUUUAAACUCUGUCUCAAUGGUCCUAAUCCAUGUUGCCUUUGGCAUACCAUGUCUUCUCCAAAUAAGACUAUACUAUAGGGAUAAACAACAAACAACUAAUUCUUUUUACUUAUUUACUAACAUGUUUUUUAUAUUAUUAAUUUUAAUUAAUUAUUUAACAACUAAUUUUAUUAUUUAUUAUGACUUAUUUUUUAACAAGGUGAUACUUGAACUAUGUCUCUGUGGCAAACCACACUAAACUGAUUGUAGCAUGCUCCCGCCUAAAAUGUAGUCAAUAAAAGAUACUGAAACAAUUAUGCUUGAAGAGGAACUAGACCUCUGUUCAGAAGUACACAAAUAAUAAAUUGAUUCUUCUGGUAGUUGAUAGUGGACGUAGAGAUUUAGUCAACAGGGUUGGUAAAAUUGUUUUUUGGCAAAUGCAAAAUAGAUUGUUACAUUUUUUUUAAAAAGGAAUAUUUGCCUAUAUCUUUUAUAACCACCACCACACCUCAGUAAUGAGUCCAACCUCUCUUACCGUUGAGCUAUUGAGGCUUUUUUUGCAUGAAUGGAAAUAUGCCUUCAAAUGAAAGGUUUAUAGGUGAAGAGGCUUUUAAGGCAUAACAUUCUACGAGAGAGCCUGGUCUGAGGAGUAUAAGACUAAUUUAUAAGAGUUUGAUUUGAUAUUCGAUUCUGACGUUCGUAAAUGUUUAAGAAUGACAUUCACAUUGAUGUUAAUUUUAAUAGUGACUUAAUAAAGACCAAAUUUGUGAAUAGACCAUCUGGCCUCUGUUUCCAUAAAUCCCUAAAUUGUGUCAAUAGCUCCACAAUUCAGUCAGAUUCAUAAAUUGUUUGUGUACUUAUUUUAGUAAACCAUGCACUAAUUUGUAAAACCCUGUAUUUCUUUCUCCACCAAUAUUUCUUUUUUUUUCUCAAGCCACUUGAAAAUGUGAAAUGGGAAAUGGGGAUAACUCAAGACUAAUGUUACACAACUCAACUAAUACUAAUUAUCAAUUUCAUAAUAAAUAACAAAAAUGAAAGUGAAUUUCACUUUCAUUUGCUGUUUCUCAGUAGCUGUUUUUGAUAUUAAAAGGAAGAUUUAUUAUUAACAGUUUAUAAGUGACUUCUACCUAUUAAAUAGCAUUAUAUAAAACCAUUUUAUACUUAACCAUAAAUAUUAAAGUUGAUUGUUACUAAAUGAUUGACUUGCUUUUAAUAAAAAGACUUAUAGCUGCAAAAUAAUGUAUUAGGUACUUUGUAUUGAUUGCAGAUCAAGACAAAGCCAAUAUUCAUAUUAAUGUAAUGUUUGUAUGAUGUGUGUUAUUAUUAUUUUACGAGAUAAAAUAUUUAUUAUAUGAGCAAAGUAAAUUGAAAGUAAAUUGAUAUUUCCUUUAACUUGUUUAAAAAAGAAAGUUUUGAAUGCUUAAACAUAAAUAUUUUUUCUCAAUGUAUUAAUUUUUUAUAAAAUACUUAGGAUAUUUUGAGCUAUGUAAUGAAAUUAAUGACAUACUAUAACAUAUUAUUUAUCGUUAAGGUCAUUGUGAGGUAAAUCAUACAGAGUAUAUUAUGGUGUGAAUAUCAAUUAUUAGUCUUAAAAAUAGUGAACGUAGAAUUUUUAUCACAAUGUAUUGCAAUGUGAAUUUUGACUGAAAUUAAAAGUAUUCAUUCCAUGGAAUAUCUGGCAUUUUGGGUUCCAUAACCAUACCUCAUGAUAAAUGUUCAAUUUACAUUUGUUUUGUAAUCUUUCUGCAUGAGAGCUAUUUCUCUUAUUUCUGCAAUAUCUUUGAAUAUUUUCAGACUGAUGUAGAUUUGAUGUGGAAAUGGCCAAAAUUGAAAAUUAAAAGACCUUUUGCCUCAUAAUUCGAAAAAUAUGAAAUCUAAAUAUUGUGAUGUCAACUUUUAAAUAAAACAAACAUUUUAAAUAAUACUCAGUAAGUAGUAGUAGCUUUCGUGGUUUUGGUAUGGAACCUACUCGGGGUGUGAGUUCAACUGACACUUGAUCAACUAUUAUUAUGUAUGCACUGCAGUCUCGAUUGUAAAUUAUUGAAUAAUUAUGUUCUCUUGCAUGUGUACUACGCAGGUUGAUGUUGGUACCACGCAGUGACGUGCGCAGGGUUUUAACUAGGGUAUGCACUAUAGGUACAAAAUGGACAAUUCCUUCCUCAAUACAGUUCAUAAUGAGUUCUCGGGGAAGGCAGAGCAUUUUUGCAUCUAUGGUGUGCACGCCACUGGGUCCCAAAUUGUAAUACUCUUCUGCUGCCUUGACACAAAGUAACGCACAGCGGCUUUGUUGACUGCACUGUUAUAAAACAAAAAAGGUUUCAUUUAUUGUAUGUAUGCAUAAGUUAGGACCGUUGUAACUAGUUCGUUUACAGGAUCAAAUUUAAAGAUUGAAAUCAUUGAUCUCCUAUUUAAAAGUGGAUGCACAAUUACCGACCAAAAAACGUCCCCACUCAAUGAGUGGCUAACACAACGUCUUGGCACUCAAUUCAAGUAGUCGCAUUUGCAAAUUCAACCUUAUACUCAAUUGGGCUUUUAAUGAUUAUUUGGUAUAAUUUUCUUUACCAAUAAUUCUAAAACUGUCAAAGCGAAAUUGGUCAGUUUUUAUGUGAAAUUUUCUACAUGAUAGUGGUGUGUCCUUUUAUUAUAAGAGGUCAAUGAUUGAAAUAGAUUUAAAUUCAAAACAUAUAAUUUUACACGCUAAGGCGCGAGUACUACUGACUUAACUAUUAAAAUAUUUUGUAUACAGUAGGUCUAGCAAGGGUCAAUGACAUAUGUCGUAAAGGGAAAAAUAUAUACAGCUCGUGCGGAUUAACUAGACACUUGGCUCGAAUAAUGUUUGUACAGUGUUUGUAUGGAUGUGUUCAAUAGCCAGGUGUCAAGUUAAUGCGCGCGGAUUAUAAUGUGAAACGAUAGUAGCGAAGUUUAAAGAUCGCUUUAUCUGCGUUGUUAUUGAUAGACAUUGGUCUUUCUCUCGGCUCGGGUAUCUUUACCAUAGACCCACUAGGGUCUGUUGAUGAUGAUCAUCCAAUGUUGCACAAAUAGUAUGGGGUCCACACACAUAUAUCCGUUUUUAUAAGUCAACGGUGAGUGCUCAUGUCUAUAUUAUCUAUUUAGACAUAGAGAUAUAGAGACAAAUCCCAAACGAUUGAGUUAUAAAAGUUUUCUGUACAAUAGUGCUAUAGCUUCCCAAGUUCGUUGAUGACACUCCCAUGGCAUGCGGGCGUAGGGAGGGAAAGAACUGCGCGUAUAUAACGUCGUGCGCGCGGGGAAUCGCUACUUCCCUCCCGGCCCGCGCGGACCAUCGGUUACGAACGAAUUUGCCAAGCUAUACAGGGGUCAUUGCUAUGCAUAUUCGUUGUGCAUGUAACUAGUGCAUAUCAAGCUUAAUCUAACGUCAUUGUAAUAUUAUUCAAUUGGCAUUAAUGUGUGCCUUAUCCAAUAUUAUUUAUUAACUUGCAUGAUUUUUAUACUACAUACCUUGCAGGACAUUUGUAGGUUGUAUCCAGUAUUUUAAGAAUUUUAACAACAUGCAUGUAUCUAAUUUUUAAUGAACUUUCUAAUAGUCUUAAUAUAAAGUCUUUGUUUUCUUUUUCUAUGAAAUGUGACUUCUGAAGUAUGAUAAUCUGAUAUAUCUUAUCAUUUAAAUAUUUUUAAGUGAGAUCAAAGCCAGAUGUGGCCAUCUGCAAAUAUAAUUUACAAAUAUUUUUCAACUAUUAAUAAGUGCUUUGUUUUAUUGUUUUUAAACAUUACAAAAACCGGGCCUUAUUGGUAUGAAUGAAUUGUCUUGUAAUAGAAUAUUGGUUUACUCAACUAUAUCAUUAAUCAUGCAUGUAACUUUAUCAAAAUCGAACACAAAAUAGUGGAAAGCAUUUUUAAGCUCUUGUACAUAAUCUAUAAACAUAUAUUAUUAUACAUACAAUAAGUACUUUGUUUUAUUGUUUUUAAGCAUUACAAAAAAGAGGCCUCACUCGCUACGAAUGAGUUGUUACGAGUAUAUAAUAGUGUGUAGCUUUACUCAAUCAUAAUUAUAAUCGUGCAUGAAAUUUUAUCAAAAUCAAACACAAAAUAGUGGAAAGCAUUAUUAACCUCUUGUACAUAAAUCUAUACUAUAAACAUUUAUUAUACCUACGUACAUAAUAUAUACUGUUGUUGUAAUGAGAGAGGCAUUGUUCACACAUAUCUCUUGAUUGGAACUACCGGUCUGAUUUCUUCUUAUGUUUGGAAAAAAUAAUUUUUCAUUCAUUCAUAGAUUUGAAAUUUAUGUCAUUUUUUCAUGCUAAUCUUUACUGCUAAACCAAUUUUCAUGCAGUUUCUACUGGUAGUUUUGUUGAUCAAAUGAAUUCCACCUUAAGAAGUCACAGGCUUCUGGUAUUACAGUUCAAAUGUUUAUAUUUUAUGAUAUUGCACAUUUCGCAAGUUCUGAUUUUCUAAUAUACUACAGCAAAAAUGUAAUGCCAUUAUUGCAAUUAAUGCAAUUAACGCAUAAUAAGAGAUUGUACACUAUGCAAUUGCAUAGUGCACAAUCUGUUAUUCAUUUAUAUGAAUUAACAUGGAAUUUUACGUAUAUAAAUGUGUCUAAGUAAAUAUCAAACUGAAACAUUUUUACUGAGAAACAUGAAUUUUUUUGGUGAGCUCUUUAAAAAAUUCUGUAUUUUCCUAUAGAUUGUCUUUAUAUUAUUUGAUUUUUAUAUUCUUACUUUGUGUCAGUAACUAGACAUAUGUGUAUAUUAAUAAAUGUAAGAUUUAAGAAA